Messenger RNA from Oncorhynchus masou masou (cherry salmon), 2650 nucleotides. RefSeq names its product zinc finger protein 267-like. The transcript has 5 exons. The record is from RefSeq and is a predicted model, not a curated record. NCBI's taxonomy places the organism in Eukaryota, Metazoa, Chordata, Actinopteri, Salmoniformes, Salmonidae. The coding region runs from base 274 to 1515 and encodes 413 amino acids. Gene Ontology annotation, cellular component: nucleus. Gene Ontology annotation, molecular function: DNA-binding transcription factor activity, RNA polymerase II-specific. Gene Ontology annotation, biological process: regulation of transcription by RNA polymerase II.
CCAACGGCAUGUUCGCUUGUGUACAAUUCAUGUUUAGCUGUAACGUUAGUUCGCUAAUAUAGUUUAAGACUUAUGCAUACAUAUUUACCAUAUCGUUAUGGUGGGGCAGUUGGUUUCCGUGAACUAAACGUGUCCGUAAUAUGCUAAAUUGUUAUUUCUCCGUUUGAAUUGUUAGCCUGCCAGCUAAUGUAGCUAACUAGGUUGUUAUUCGAAAUUGGUGUUCGCUCAGCAAACCAUUGAGGUAUAAGACUAAGGACAUCCCAGUCUCCCACGAUGGACUCAGACAUACUGAAUAUAGAGGAAAUAGUGAUGGGGAAGGGGUCACCAGAUCCCCCUGCAGAACUGACCACUGAGAAACCAGCAGAACACUACAAACCCAUUGCCUCCUUCAAAGCACCACCUCCACCCACCAUUCAACCAUAUCAGCAUGAGAACCUGCAGUGUUUCCAGUGCUUCAUCACCUUCUGUAACUCCAAAGCCAAGGAGAGGCACAUGAAGAAGAGCCAUCGUGAGGAGUACAAGCAGCAGCUCCAGCAGGGAGAUACUUUGUUCACCUGCUAUGUGUGUGACCGUACCUUUCCGUCCUCGGAGGAGCUGACCCAGCACCAGGGCUCACACAACAAGGAGGACAAGCCCUUCAAGUGUCCCCACUGCCAGGAGAGCUUCCGCACCUUCUCUGAGCUGACGACCCACAGGAGACAGGUCUGUCCAGAGAGGCAAUUUGUGUGUAAGGACUGCAGUGAGACCUUCCGCAGCCCUGCCUUCCUUCGUACCCACCGCCUGGCCCAGCACCCCCGUCCAGAGGCAGAGGUGGAAGAGCCAGAUGACCCUACCAAGACCCACCGCUGUGGGAAGUGCAACCGGGGCUUCGAGACAGAGUCUGAGCUAAUAAUGCACCAAGAGAACCACGCCGGUGACCAGCACUGCAACGGCAGCGCCUCGCCCGCCAAGAAGCGUGGACGGCCCUUUAAAGCAGAGGACUCAACGGUCGGAGGGAAGAAGAGAAAGAAGAAGGAAGAGGGCACAGAGGAGGCUGAGACUGGAAACAAUGCAGAGGAGGCUGCAGCAGCUCCGGCUGAGACCAAGGGGAAAGCAGCAGCAGCAGCAGGAGGUGGCAGGCGAGGUCGUCCUAAAGCAGCAGUAGGCGAGGAGGCCAGAGAAGACGACAGUGAAGCCCCAGCAGAGGAGAAGAAACCUAAAGCGGCUCCCGCUCCACCCAAGCAACACCCCUGCCCUGAGUGUGAGCUCACGUUCCCUGCCCUGGCCCAGCUCCGCGCCCACAAGAAGGAAAAGCACAUCCCACGUAAGGCCCACCCCUGCGAGGAGUGUGAGGAGAGCUUUGCCCGUCCCGAGCAGCUAGAAGCCCACAAGAACCGGGCACACAUCAAGGGGCGUUAUGCCUGCCCUACCUGUGGCAAGAGCUUUGGCCGAGAGAGCAACCUGAAGGGCCACCAGCAGAGCAGCCACCCAGAGGAGGAGGAGAAGCAAGAGGCAGCGGGCCGCAGCAAGAGAUAAUUCAGAAUGGGGAAGGGGGGAUUUUCUGUAAAGUGAUUGGGGGAGGGAGGACGAAGAAUCAGGGAUUUUUAAGAAUUUGAAUUUUGUCAAGGGUUUUUGUUGGUUUGAGGUUGGGUGUGAAAUUUAGAUCCUAAGUUUGAAGUGUUUUUAGAAUGUGAGAAAGACAGGUGAGAAAUUCUUUGCGGGAUUUUUAACAGGUGAGCUAAGGCGUCCCACUGAUAGUUCAGCAUUUGCCAUUUCUGGAUUGGGUUAGGAUGUUCAAGGCACACAUCACACUUGGAGUGACUGACUUACUAACCAAAAGAUGUAAGCUGUUAAAUCCAUCUGUUAUACACCUGUCUUAUCUGGACUAAGAACAACAAUAAUUAGUUUUCGGCAUCAUGUUUGUUGCAUUUGAUUAAUAUCUUUAAAUGAUUAUCCUGAUAACGGAGUUACACCUCUAAAAAAUAAUGUAAAAACAGAAAUGUAAAAUGCUUUUCAUGCUGUCUGACAAAUGGAGCUUUUCUUGUUUUAUGAUUUUUAUAUUGCUAAGUACGUGUUCUGUAGUAGCAGAUGAAAUGCAACAACCGUGCAUUCUAUAAAACCUGUUGGGGAUAUUUACUUUUUGAAAGAGCUUCUUGUGAUAAGUGAACAUGGAUUGGAAUGUUUGGGAGUUACAUAACGUCUCAUAGAAAUUGCAUCUAUUUAUAUACGGUUUUUGGUGCAUUGUAAUGCCGAACUGUUUCUAUUAUGAUUAACUUCUAAAUGAUACUGCUAUUAAAUGCGCAGGGUAUAAAUAAGAUCACUGUUUAUCCUCUUAAGUUAGUUUGGUUUAGGCCCAAUGGUUCUUCUUCGGUUUCAUGCAUGGAUUUUAACAUGUCAUCCUAAACAAUGGUUGUAAUGAAGACUAAUAGACUCAAAUUAAGAUAAUCCUGCCACCAGCUACACCUUGUCACCUUUAUUUUGCAUUUGUUAUACUUAAUUUAAAUGUCAUAGAUAUUCUAAUGAACUUUCCAUAAAUGAUUUGCUUAAAUUUUGGCAUGAUGACGAAAUGACCAGAGGCCUGAAUGGACGUCUUCAUUAUUCUCACCAUGUAACAUGCCUGGACACUCUGCCAAUAUGUAAUAAAAGUGCCCCAAGGGCUGCUACAGAAUGA